Cuculus canorus (common cuckoo) is the source of this 4968-nucleotide messenger RNA. RefSeq names its product beta-1,4-N-acetyl-galactosaminyltransferase 4 (gene B4GALNT4). The transcript has 20 exons. The coding region runs from base 988 to 4233 and encodes 1081 amino acids. Lineage: Eukaryota; Metazoa; Chordata; Aves; Cuculiformes; Cuculidae. Gene Ontology annotation, molecular function: acetylgalactosaminyltransferase activity. Gene Ontology annotation, cellular component: Golgi cisterna membrane. The record is from RefSeq and is a predicted model, not a curated record.
GCCAAUCCAUGGCCAAAACGGGGUCACUGUGGAGGAAAACCCAGCCGGGUUCUCGAUACCACGAGGACUGGGUCUGGAUGUGUGCAUCUUUGUGAGCUUUGGUACGCGGGAGCAGGGACGCCCCUCGGCUGUGGUCCAGGGGGUCCCCAAGCGCUCUGAGUUGGAGGCAGCGAUGGGGUGGGAGCUCUUGGUCCUGCUCAGCCCAUCAGCUCCUGCAGAGCCCUCGCCCGUCCCUCCUUGGAGACUCGUCCUUCGGGAGCUCACGUGCCGGGAGAGUUGGAGGGAGGAGGUUUGGGAUGGGGCAGCAGUGUUUACCCUUGAACAGCAUCUCCCGGACAGAGCGCCUGCGAUGUCAUCUUUGCUUUUAAUUGGGAGGCUGAAACCCGCUGCAAACAGCCGUGGACUUCAUUCCUUUUGUCAGGAAUGCCAGGAGCAGGUAGGGAAGGGGAUGAGAAAGAGCCCUUUGAAGAGGAGCAGUGGGAUUUCAUACAGUUGUGGAAUGGUUUGGGUUGGAAGAGACCUUAAAGCCCAUCCAGUUCCAACCCCCUGCCAUGGGGGGCCGGGUGCUGCCUUCCUCCCUCUUGGCAUCGCCCUGCUCUCCUAACCCUGCUGGAAAAGGCUGCUUUUCCCAGAUGGACGCACAGUCCUGGUGCCAGGGAUAAAGCUGAUCCCAUCCCUGCUGCCUAAAGGAGGUUUGGAGCCAGGGGACUGGGCUGGUUUUGGUGUCACUGGUUCCGUUUCUCCGGUCAGGAAGCGCUGAGCCUCCUCUUCCUCGCCCGGAUUGCCUUGGGCUCCGUGCCCUGCUCCGCUCGGGUGUCCUCACUGCCCUGAAUCGGCCCUUUGUCCAGACCCGCUCGGAGCCAGCCAGACGGAAAAGAGGAUGGUGAGAAGCUGGUGGAGGUGACUGAUCCCGGCAGGCGGCCGGCGGCGGCAUCGGCACGUCAGAGGAAAGCCGAGGACUCCAGCGAAAGCCAUGAGGAGGAGCUGAUGGGCGACAGGCAGGACUGGGACGGAUGGUUUUCCCGAGGCCAACGGUCAGACCAAGUCACCGCACACCCCAAACUCAACCUGACCAAGCAGGCUUUGCCCUGGAAUGAGCAGUACAAAGGGAAGGCAAACCUGCACGUCUUCGAAGACUGGUGUGGAGGGGCUGUCAGGCACCUGAGGAAGAACCUCCAUUUCCCGCUCUUUCCCCACACCCGCACCACAGUGAAGAAGCUGGCCGUGUCGCCCAAGUGGAAGAACUACGGGCUGAGGAUUUUUGGCUACAUCCACCCCUUCAAGGAUGGGGAUUUCCAGUUUUCCGUGGCGUCCGAUGACAAUUCCGAGUUCUGGCUUAGCUCCGAUGAGAGUCCAUCCAACGCCCGGCUGGCUGCGUUCGUGGGCAAGCUGGGCACCGAGUGGACGGCGCCAGGCGAGUUCACCAAAUUCAGCUCGCAGGUCUCAAAGCCUCUCCGCCUCAUGUCCUCCAGGCGCUACUACUUCGAGCUGCUCCACAAACAAGACGACCGGGGUUCAGACCAUGUGGAAGUUGGCUGGAGGGUUUUUCUCCCCAGCCUGAAGUUCGAGGUGAUUGACUCGUCCUACAUCUCUCUCUACACCGAUGAAUCAUCCCUGAAGAUGAACCAUGUGGAGCACAUCCCGCAGACCUUAGCUAGCCACAGCGGGAGCUACCUCUGGGAGGCCCAGCAAGACGAGCACGGGGCCGACAUGCUGAAGCUCGACCCUAGGGACACCUUCUUCCUCACCCCAGCGAUCGAGGCCUCCCGAGUGGAGAACGUGCUGGUGCCCUGUGCCUACAGCCCCACCUACGUGGUGAAGGACUUCCCCAUCGCCCGCUACCAGGGCCUGCAAUUUGUCUACCUCUCAUUCGUGUACCCCAACGACUUCACACGCCUCACUCACAUGGAGACGGAGAACAAGUGCUUCUACCGGGAGUCACCCCUCUACCUGGAGAAGUUUGGUUUUUAUAAGUACAUGAAGAUGGAUGAAGAGGAGGAGGAUCCGCGCCACCGAGCGUUUCUCUUCCUCAGCCCCGACAAUUUCCUCGAGGAGGAGGAGGAGGAGGAGGAAGGAGUGGACAGCCCUGAGCCCACAGACCCGCCUCCUGAAGCCAAGAAGAGCUUUGGGCCGGUUCCCGGAGCCAAAGGGAAAGAGACCCCGCUGGUCACCGGGGACUAUGGAGACAACCUGGACUAUUACAGCUUUCGCCGCAAGCGGGGUCAGGCCCGGGACAAGGUGACCACUCCUGGACAGACAGGAAGAUGGAGCACAUCCCACCAGGCCAGCGCCAGCCCAGCGGCCAGCCCCGAGGAGCUCCGUGGCGAGGAGGACCUGGGCCCCGUGCCGGAGCGGGUCCGUGGGCGGGGGCUCAGUUGGGUUCCCCAGGAUCCUGUCGAGGAGGAUGAGCUGGGGCUGCUGACGUCUUCGAAGCGUGCAGGGACUCUGAGCCUCCAACCCCACCACUCUGUUCCCAUCUUUGGGGGCAAAGCCAAAACGCCAGGUCCCAGCCAGGCCUCGGCAACCAGGGAGGACACGAAGCUCCAGAAAGCCCAGGAGAAAGUCUACGUGACCAGGCUGCAGCCGGGGAAGCGCAAAGCCCCAGCCCAGGAGACGGUGUUCCCUGGCAUCUUUGUUUACCCAAAGCCUCUGAGGAAGGUCCACCUUCGCUCCAGGACCCCUCAGAAGCAUCUCGUUACCUCCAGCAAGCACCGGGCCGUCCCUGGCCGCCGCACGCCCUGGCUCCUGAGCAACAUCUCCAAGGAGAAGGACCCUGCCAGGCGGAAGAGCACGCGGGCAGGUGGCAAGAGGUGGGAACAUCAGCCCAAGCUGGGGACUGAGCGGCGGGAGCUGCCCGGCCUCCUCACCCUGGGGACCGAAGGGCUCUUCAGCCGGGAGACCCGUGAGGACACGACUCCUGCCACGGGCAGGACAGUGGCCACCACUGAUUACAACUCCUCUGAGGCGACUCGCUCAGAGGGGACACGGGUGACAUCCUUUCUGAAGAUGUCAGAAACAACAGCGUCCCAGCAGGAGGAGGGAAAGGGCCAGGAGGAAGAGGAGGAGGAGGAAGAAGAGGUGUCAGACUAUAGCUACGAGACCGGGGAUCUGCAGCAGAGCUGGCUGGAGGACUCAAUCAACUGGCAGAGGACGUUCAGUGUCAGCUCAGUGGACUUCGAGCUCCUGCGCUCCGACUGGAACGACCUGCGCUGCAACGUGUCAGGCAACCUGCAGCUGAGUGAGAGCGAGGUGGUCGACGUGGUGGCACAGUACAUGGAGAAGCUCAACGAGAAGAACGGAGGCAUCUACACCCUUCUGAGGAUCAUCAACGUGGAGAAGCGGCGAGACACGGCCCGGGGUAACCGUUAUCUGCUGGAGCUGGAGCUGGCGGAGCGGGGCCAGCGGACGGUGCGGCUCUCCGAGUACGUCUAUGUCCUCUUGCACCAGGGCAAGCAGGAUGACAGCGCCGAGGCCAACCCCGAAGGGCCAGCCCUGGGGGCUACCGAGCCCCAGCCCAGCACCUGGAGCAUCCUCUACGGGAGACCUGUCCUGUGCCGGCCCCUGCGGCUCAGCUGGAAGCAGGACGUCAUGGUGCACUUCGUGGUACCCGUGAAAAACCAAGCCCGCUGGGUCCAGCAGUUCAUCUCGGACAUGGCCCAGCUGUACAGGGUUACGAAGGACGCCAACUUCAACGUCAUCCUGGUGGACUUUGACAGCGAUGACAUGGAUGUUGAGAAGGCCCUACGGGAAGCCCACCUGCCCCGCUAUCAAUACCUGCGGCGCACGGGGAACUUUGAGCGCUCGGCGGGGCUGCAGGCUGGCGUGGACACGGUUGAGGAUGGGCACAGCAUCGUGUUCCUCUGCGACCUGCACAUCCAUUUCCCCCCCAACAUCCUGGACAGCAUCCGGAAGCACUGCGUGGAGGGGAAGCUGGCCUAUGCGCCCAUCGUCAUGAGGCUCAGCUGUGGCAGCUCCCCACGGGAGCCCAACGGCUACUGGGAGGUGAACGGCUUCGGCCUCUUCGGCAUCUACAAGUCGGACUUUGACCGUGUGGGGGGGAUGAACACGGAGGAGUUCCGAGACCGCUGGGGUGGGGAGGACUGGGAGCUCCUGGACAGGGUCCUUCAGAGCGGGCUGGAGGUGGAGCGCCUGCGUCUCAGGAACUUCUACCACUACUAUCACUCCAAGCGCGGGAUGUGGAAUGCCCGCACCAAGAAGCCACCCAAGGAGUGAGCGCCCCGAGUCCAGCCCGCAGCUGCCCACCCCUCACGCCCGCCGGAGACGCCCGCCCGUCCCCGACCGCAGUGCUGGCACAGGGCCACCCGUAAACGAAGCGCGGUUAUUCUGGGGAGGGGGGGAGCGGGGAGGGAGAAAGCGGGUGGUCUUUUUUUAAGGGUCUAAUUUCUUAGUCAGAAAUGAAUUUAUUAACUCAUUAGCACUGGGACAAGGGGCGUCCUGGGAGAGGGGACCAUCCCGAAGCCGGCGGAUCCCUAGGGCUGUGCUGGGCUGGCGAUGCCGGAGGUGGAAAAGUGGUACCUGAGCUCGCAGCCAGCGCCCACCCUGCACCCCUUUGGCUGGGUCACUCCCCAGAUUCCCAGCACGUUGUCCCUGUGCCUGAGCUGAGCUUUUUGUGAGGCAGUCGGUACCGCCAGGAGUGAACGGGACUGCCCAAAGCCUCCUGCUCCCCUCGCUGGCAUCCGUGGAGCCACCGCGGAGGGGAAAAGGGGUUCAGCUCUGCCCUGCCACGUGGGGACACGGCGCUGCGGUACGGGCUGGUGGCAGAGCCCUUGGCACUGGGCUGGCAUUGCCUCUGCCCCAGGGGAGCCAGGUUGGGAUGGAAAGGGCAGAGCGUGGAGCAGGUACAGGAGCAGCGGGAGAGCGAAUGAUGUUUCCAAGCUAAUUUCUGUGAAAUUAUGAGGUAGGAAGCUGUUUUCAGGAAGUUUUGUCUGUCUCGGUUGUUUUUUUUUU